AUGAGUAAAAUACUUCCAAUUGUGAAUAUUGGUACAAAGUCAGGCAAAUUCAAAUAUAUUCUUGCUCAACUUGGUCAAAAAUAUUUAAUUCGUGCUGAUUCGACAGCUGAUUAUCAUGAAAAAAUAUUCAAAAAACUUCAAGAUGAAGCUGGUGGACCAUUAAAUGAUUUAUAUAUAUUAGGUGGUGGAAAAAUGCAAGUUGAUUUUGAAAAGAAAAAAAUCAAUCUAUUUGAUCAAUCAGAAGCAUAUGGUGCCGCUGAUCACAGAAAAUCAAAAACAAUUCUUCAAGAAAAAUAUCCUGAUUUUACCAUCGCACUUGGUCCUGCUGAUUCAAAUGCUAAAAAUUAA
Molecule: messenger RNA, 348 nt
Organism: Rotaria sp. Silwood1
Lineage: Eukaryota; Metazoa; Rotifera; Eurotatoria; Philodinida; Philodinidae
Source: the annotation of a GenBank genome assembly